Molecule: messenger RNA, 1307 nt
Organism: Schistosoma rodhaini
Lineage: Eukaryota; Metazoa; Platyhelminthes; Trematoda; Strigeidida; Schistosomatidae
Source: the annotation of a GenBank genome assembly
AUGGGUCAUUUUGCUUACUCUUUGAACACGAGUUUGUCUCAAGGAUGUUGGAUUCAAGUACAGUUUGCCCGCCUUCACCUAGUCGCUCAAAGUCGUGCGACGAAAGGUUGGAUGGCUCCUGUAAGGAAAAUUACCUCUUCUCGACAUUCUUCUGAUCGUUUUUCCAAGAAACACAUUUGUAGGGAGGAUGGAUCAGUAUUGGUUGUAAGUAAGAAAAUGAAGAACAUUAUAAAACAAAACCUUGAAGCACAAUCCAUAACUAAUAUGAUAACUGACGAUCUUAAUCCAGAAGAUCAUUCAGACCUUUCUCAAUCAUCUUUCAAACACACCUUAAAUCCAUAUCCUGAUUGUAGUGGUAACAACAGUUUGAGUAAACCUUGCACUCGUUUGUCAUCUAACAAUACUAAUAUGCAUCAAAUCAUCAAAAAAGUUCCCCGUAAAAAGCGUCGCAAGUCCAAACUACACUCUCAUUUUAAUCGCAAUGAAAAUUUAAGAUCAACCUUACUUUCUAUGGAAACAGAUAUAAAAGGAGAAUCUCGUGGAAAUCAACAAUCGAUGGUGCGCUUUUCUGCCGAUCAGUCAGCUUUCGUGAAUUCAAAUGGAAUGCAUAUUCAAAAGUCGAAAUUGAAAACCUCACAAAACCAACAAUCAAAAAUAGACGAUAAUCAUAUUAAAGAAAAAAGACCAUCAUCGAUGAAACAGAUAACACAAAUAACAACUGGAUGAUAAUCUUAUUCUACAAAAACUAACUAAAUAUGUGAAAUGUAAACCCAUUUGAUGUCAGCUCAGUACUCUGUAAUGGAAAUGCGUUUGCUAAGGCACAUGAAAGUGCUGUGGUUUGACCGCUGGUGUGAUUGUGAGUGCAUUGAGACAUGGAAUCACAUGCAAAAAUGAAACAACUAACUAGUAAUCUCUGCUUUUCAAGAGUAAUCCAGCUAAAGUCAAUUCAUGAGGAAGUUUUUCUCUUAAAUAAACAAUUUCCACGAACCUUUUAUCUUUUUUGAAGAAAAACUUUGUUCGACUGACCAUUGUAUAGUCAUUUGAUAAUAAUUCACCCUUAGGGGAACGGGUAGGCUUGCUUAAAUAAUCCGACCUCAUAUGACAUUAUCAAUAAACAAUAUGGUUUCAUUUCACAUGAUCUAUCGACUAGUAACCUAUUUAAUCGUUAUGAAAUCAGUGGAAAAUUCCUUUUUAGAAAAUUUAACCAAAUAUCUUACUGUACAACACAUAAAAUGAAGCGAAAACUAGCCAUCAAUAGACUGAGCUCGAUCAUCAAACCACAACGAAAUAAUCAUCACAAUACAAAG